AUGGCAAGCGUCGCAGACCUAGAGCAGCAGGCCGCGGACACGCGGGCGGCGGGCGGCGAUGGCGCGCUCCUGUCGGGCAUCCUGUGUGACCUGGCUGACCUGAAAAUGGGCAAGGGGGAGGUGGAGGCGGCGCAGGAGCUGCUGCAGGAGGCCUACCAGCUGCGCAAGGACGCCAUUGAAGGCGCCGCAGCGGCGCCGCCGG
This is a messenger RNA of Monoraphidium neglectum, 202 nucleotides long. RefSeq lists its product as hypothetical. The transcript has 2 exons. The annotation marks the transcript as partial. Lineage: Eukaryota; Viridiplantae; Chlorophyta; Chlorophyceae; Sphaeropleales; Selenastraceae. The record is from RefSeq and is a predicted model, not a curated record.